Coregonus sp. 'balchen' is the source of this 2198-nucleotide messenger RNA. The record is from the annotation of a GenBank genome assembly. NCBI's taxonomy places the organism in Eukaryota, Metazoa, Chordata, Actinopteri, Salmoniformes, Salmonidae.
ACUGAUCUACAAGGCACUGACGGUUCAGGCAUUCUUGGGGGCCCUGAUGUACGCAGACGGAUCCCCAUUAAGCUGAUAUCCAAGCUGCCGGUCAGGAGCAAGGCUGUUACCCGCUCACAGAGACCCUCAAGCAGGCUGCCCUCUAAAACCCAGCCUAAUGAUGAAGGUAAGCAUAAUGGUGGCUAGAAGAACAAUAUGCAAAAUGGUUUGAAGGAGAGAGUGGCACAUCCACAAUUGCCAUUCAUGCCAGUUGUAUUCCUUAAUGUUCUAGAGGGCUUUGGGUUUAAGCAGGAAGAUAGAUUUGAGCGCAAGUCUGGAGAUGCGUUAGGCAACCAGAGGAGGUUCCCUCAGCCCAUGUUCUGGGACUACAAAGUAAGUGUCCAUUCUUAAUUUUUCUUCUAAAUCAUGGUUACUCCUCUAAUUUGAUGCAACACAAAAUAAAACUAUCAUGAUGUUGCAGGCUGCAUAUCGUGUGUAUUCUUUCACAUACAGCUAAAUGUGAAAAUAUUACUUUUGUCUCUUCAGCUGAAUUUGGUUGGCGAGAAGGACGACACGCCAGUUCAUUUCUGUGACAUGUGUGGCCUUCCUAUAAAGAUUUAUGGACGCAUGGUAAGUUUAUGCCUCCUUCCCUUAAUAGGAAUUUUUCUGCAAGUAACUAUAAUCCACACUCUUUAUUCAUUCAUUUUUAUGCCUUGACACCACAGGAGGUUGGUGGCACCCUAAUUGGGGAGGACGGGCUCGUUGUAAUGACUGGAGUGGAAUGGUAUCAAAUACAUCAAACACAUGCUGUCCAUGUGUCUGAUGCCAUUCCAUUUAGUCUGUUCCAGCCAUUAAUAUGAGCCGUCCUCCCCUCCGCAACCUCCUGUGCUUGAGACUUGGCACUCAUGUGCACUAACAGUGUUCCUCUUCCACAGAUUCCCUGCAAGCAUGUAUUUUGCUAUGACUGUGCCCUGCUUCAUGAGAAGAAGAUGGAAAAGAUGUGUCCAGGGUAAAUUGCCUCUCAAACCUUUGCCUUCGAUUAUACUGUACAAGUUAAAUUAGUCAUGAACUGUUGUGAGCCAUCUCCCUCACAUUGUGAGCGCACAGUCUAGUUUGUCUGCUAGGUCUCAAAGCAUGUGUUGACGUAAUGCGUGUGUUGUUGCUGGCUCCACUUCCCUUACUAAACCCCUGAGAUUAGUCUCACCCUAUACAGCUGCACAGAUCCGGUCCAGCGGAUCGAGCAGUGCCUGCGGGGCCUCCUCUACAUGUGCAGCAUCGUUCCGGGCUGCAAGCGCACCUACUUGUCCCAGCGCGACCUGCAGGCCCAUGUCAACCACCGACACAUGAGGGCAGCCAAGGCUGCAAGAGGGGGCAUUCUACCACGCCUAGAGCCCUUGCAUCCACAACCGGCCUCAGAGCCACCUGACCACUUCCAUCUGCUACCACUGCCCCACUUGGCCAAAGGACACCCCCUCAUACCCCCACAGCUGCAGGGACACGACCCCUAUGGCCAGCCCCCUCCCGCCUCUCCGUCAACCCCCUCUUCUGAACUGGGCCCCUCUGGCCUCCAUCGUCCCCCACUGGGUCAGGAGACGUUCCGCAUUGCCACUGUUACUACUCGCAAGCACAGCAACCUCAUCACUGUGCCCAUUCAGGAUGACUCUGGGGGCUCGCCCCUUCUCCAGCCUGCCCAGGGCAUGCCCCCUCCCCACCACCAUCAGGGGGACUACCCUGGCCAGCCCAACCACCUGAUGGCCCCCCCACCCCAGCAGCAGCACUACGGCCCACCCCCUCCUCCACCACCCCCCCUCAGCCACCCCAUGCAGCACCCGCCUCAGGGCUCCGGGACACCUCAUCUGGUCUACAACCAGGUCCCUCCCAUGUCCUCAGGCCUGCCUCCUAUCACCCCACCACCCGGACACAUCAUGGGCCAGAUGCCUCCCUACAUGAACCACCCACCUCCCCCAGGCCCCCUGCCCCAACACAGUGGUCCUCCUGUUAAUGCGCCUCCUCCCCACCACUACAAUCCCAGCUCCAUGCAGCAGGACCAGGGCACCCUCAGCCCGCCUUUUAACCAGCCCGGGGGACUGAGCCCAGGGAUGUGGCCAGCCCCCAGGGGCUCUCACCCGCCCCGCAUGCAGAGGCCCCCACCACAGGGCCAGAUGCCUGGUCCUCCCCACCACCCAGACCAGUCCCGCUACCGCCCUUACUAUCAGUAA